CGAAACCCCUCUCUCUCUCUCUCUCUCUCUCUCUCUCUCUCUUACACUGACAUUUUCUCUCUCCGUCUUAAAUUUUCCGAUCUGAAAGCUGCCGGAGGGAGUUCAAAUGAACGGCGAAGGAAGGAGGCGGGACCGCCGUGACCCGCGGAGCUCCAAGAAGCAGAAGCUAAUCCGCACCGCCGGGGAAGAGCUCGAGUCCAAGUUCGGCUUCGAUCUCUUCUCUGAAGGCGACAAGCGCCUCGGAUGGUUGCUCACAUCCUCUCCCUCGUCUUGGGAGGAUGAAGACACUCAACACGUCUAUAGUUGUGUCGAUCUUUAUUUUGUUUCACAGGAUGGUUCGAUUUUCAAGUCAAAAUACAAGUUCCGACCUUAUUUCUAUGCAGCCACUAAGGAAAAAACAGAAGUAGAUGUUGAAGCAUAUUUGAGACGGCGCUAUGAAAGCCAAAUUGCUGAUAUUGAAAUCAUUGAGAAAGAAGACCUUGAUCUUAAAAACCAUUUGUCUGGCUUGCACAAACCUUAUUUGAAGCUAUCUUUUGACACGGUUCAACAAUUAAUGAAUGUGAAGAGUGACCUAUUGCAUGUCGUUCAAAGAAACCAGGAAAAAUUUGAUGCUGCAGAAGCAUAUGAGUCCAUUAUAGCAGGGAAAAGAGAACAAAGGCCUCAAGAUUUUCUAGAUUGUAUUGUUGAUCUCCGCGAGUAUGAUGUUCCUUAUCAUGUUCGAUUUGCCAUUGAUAAUGAUGUACGAUGUGGGCAAUGGUAUGACGUUAGUGUAUCCAGUACUGGUCUUAUGCUGGAAAAGAGGACAGAUCUUUUGCAACGUGCUGAAGUGCAUGUUUGUGCAUUUGAUAUUGAGACUACAAAGCUUCCUUUGAAAUUUCCUGAUGCUGAAUACGAUUUAGUAAUGAUGAUUUCGUACAUGGUUGAUGGACAAGGGUACCUGAUUAUUAACAGAGAGUGUGUUGGAGAUGAUAUAGAGGACUUAGAGUAUACUCCAAAACCGGAAUUUGAAGGGUAUUUUAAAGUGACAAAUGUGAGAAAUGAGGUAGAGCUUCUUAGACAGUGGUUUGCUCAUAUGCGAGAGGUGAAGCCUGGUAUUUAUGUCACGUACAAUGGUGAUUUUUUUGACUGGCCGUUCCUGGAAAGCAGAGCAGCCUAUCAUGGGUUAAAAAUGAGUGAGGAGGUAGGAUUUCAGUGUGACAAGAAUCAAGGGGAGUGUCGUGCUAAAUUUGCUUGCCAUCUGGAUUGCUUUGCUUGGGUCAAACGUGAUAGUUAUCUCCCUCAAGGAAGCCAGGGCCUAAAGGCUGUUACUAAAGCAAAGUUGGGUUAUGAUCCCCUGGAGGUGAAUCCUGAGGAUAUGGUUCGCUUUGCAAAGGAAAAGCCUCAGAUGAUGGCCUCCUAUUCUGUUUCUGAUGCUGUUUCAACUUACUACUUGUACAUGACGUAUGUUCAUCCCUUCAUUUUCUCUCUUGCUACUAUUAUACCUAUGUCACCAGAUGAGGUUUUACGCAAAGGUAGUGGGACCCUUUGUGAAAUGCUGCUUAUGGUUCAGGCGUAUCAGGCUAAUGUUAUCUGUCCUAACAAACACCAAUCUGACCCAGAGAAGUUUUACAAUAGUCACCUUCUUGAGAGUGAGACUUAUAUAGGUGGCCAUGUGGAAUGCCUCGAAAGUGGGGUUUUUAGAUCUGAUAUUCCUACUAGUUUCAAGCUUGAUCCAUCUGCCUAUGAGCAACUGAUCAACAACCUUGACCGGGAUUUGCAAUAUGCUAUUAGAGUAGAGGGUAAGAUGGACUUGGAAUUGGUGUCCAAUUAUGAUGAAGUGAAGAAUGCUAUAAUGGAAAAGCUUGUAAGACUGCAAGGCGAACCUAUACGCGAUGAAUGCCCCCUUAUUUAUCAUCUUGAUGUAGCUGCAAUGUAUCCAAAUAUUAUUUUAACAAACAGACUCCAGCCACCAUCAAUAGUUACAGAUGAGGUCUGCACUGCAUGUGAUUUCAACCGUCCAGGAAAAACUUGUCUACGAAAGCUUGAAUGGGUUUGGCGUGGAGAGACAUUCAUGGCAAAGAAGAGUGACUAUUAUCAUUUGAAGAAGCAAAUUGAGUCUGAGUUCGUUGAUGGUACUGGUGGUCAGUUGCCAAAAUCUUUUCUUGACCUACCAAAGACAGAGCAACAAUUGAGGCUAAAAGAGCGUCUAAAAAAGUACAGUCAGAAGGCAUAUAAACGGGUACUUGAUAAGCCAGUCACUGAACUCCGAGAAGCAGGGAUCUGCAUGCGGGAAAACCCAUUUUAUGUUGACACUGUUCGUAGCUUUCGGGACAGAAGGUAUGAAUACAAAGGACUUAACAAGGUUUGGAAAGGGAAGUUGUCAGAAGCCAAGGCUAGUGGAAAUUCUAUAAAAAUCCAGGAAGCACAAGAUAUGGUAGUGCUUUAUGAUUCAUUACAACUUGCCCAUAAGUGUAUACUUAAUUCCUUCUAUGGUUACGUCAUGCGCAAGGGUGCAAGAUGGUACUCAAUGGAAAUGGCUGGAGUAGUUACGUAUACAGGAGCAAAAAUAAUUCAGAAUGCUCGCGUAUUGGUUGAAAAAAUUGGAAAACCACUUGAAUUAGAUACAGAUGGUAUCUGGUGUGUGCUCCCUGGAUCUUUUCCAGAGAACUUUACUUUCAAAACCAAAGACUUGAAGAAGAAGCUGACAAUCUCAUAUCCAUGUGUUAUGCUCAAUGUUGAUGUGGCCAGAAACAAUACAAAUGAUCAAUACCAGACACUAACAGAUCCAAUCAAUAAAAGAUAUACAACUCAUAGUGAAUGCUCGAUUGAAUUUGAAGUCGAUGGACCAUACAAGGCAAUGAUUAUUCCUGCUUCUAAGGAAGAAGGAAUCUUAAUUAAGAAGCGAUAUGCUGUUUUUAAUGAUGAUGGAACCCUUGCCGAGCUUAAAGGUUUUGAGAUCAAGCGUAGAGGUGAGCUGAAGCUCAUCAAAGUUUUCCAGGCUGAGCUCUUUGAUAAGUUCCUCCAUGGGUCCACCUUGGAGGAAUGCUAUUCAGCUGUAGCUUCUGUUGCAAACCGCUGGCUCGAUCUUCUUGAUAAUCAAGGAAACGAUAUCGCAGACAGUGAGCUGCUUGACUACAUAUCUGAGUCAAGCACAAUGAGCAAGUCCUUAGCUGACUAUGGUGAACAAAAGUCAUGUGCAGUGACGACUGCAAGACGCCUUGCUGAUUUUCUUGGUGAUGCAAUGGUUAAAGAUAAAGGACUCCGCUGCCAGUAUAUAGUUGCAUGUGAACCUAAGGGAACACCUGUAAGUGAGCGUGCUGUUCCUGUUGCAAUAUUUGAAACUGAUGCUGAAAUAAUGAAGCAUUAUGUGCGGAGAUGGUGCAAGAUUUCAUCAGAUGUGGGCAUUCGAUCCAUUAUUGACUGGUCUUAUUACAAGCAAAGGCUUAGUUCAGCAAUUCAGAAAGUUAUUACCAUUCCUGCAGCAAUGCAAAAGGUUGCGAAUCCCGUCCCUAGGGUAGUACAUCCUGAUUGGCUGCAUAAGAAGGUUCGUGAGAAGGAGGACAAGUUUCGACAACGCAAAUUAGUUGAUAUCUUCAGCUCGUUGAACAGGGAUGAAUUUUUGAAAAAGAAUAGUGAUGCUGCUGGCGCCAAUGGUAUGAUGAAUGAAGAAAUUGUUAAAGACUUGGAGGACUUUGGAAACAAAAGCAGAAAAUCUGUAACUGGACCUAGACCAAUUGUUCGUUGCUAUGAAGUUAAUAAUAGACAAAACUCUGUCAAGACAAAUGACCAAGUAGGCUACCUGCAACAACAAACUGAUCAUAGGCUACCUGCCCUUUCUUCUGAAAACAUUGACAAAAAUGUAGAUUAUCGAGGAUGGCUUGAACUGAAGAAAAGAAAGUGGAAAGAUACUCUAGAGAGAAGGAAGAGGCAAAGAUUGAGCAAUUCAAGGACCCCACGCCGUGGUAAAGGUCUUCUUGAAGUGCUGGGUGAUGUGACAAAUCAUAAAGAUACUCAGGGCAGAUCUGGUGUCAGUUCAUAUUUUAAGAGGCAUGAAGCAUCUCUAACACGCUGCCACUGGCAGAUUAUACAGCUAGUUCCCAGUUCAGAUGGCCAAUUUUUUGCUUGGGUUGUUUUAGAAGGAAUCAUGCUUAAGAUUCCCAUGACUGUUCCUAGGGUAUUUUACCUCAACUCAAAAGCACCUGUAACAGAAGAAUUUCUGGGAAGGCGCGUAAGCAAGAUUCUUCCUCAUGGAAGGCGUAGCUUUAACUUGUAUGAGGUUAUAAUUGAUGAAGAUCAAUUUAGAAAAUAUAGCAAAAAACUUGCAGCCCUCCUUGCAGACCCUGAAGUUGAGGGGAUAUAUGAAACAAAGGUGCCAUUGGAGUUUAAUGCCAUCCUCCAGAUUGGUUGUGUCUGUAAAGUGGACAAAACAGCUAAGAAAAGAAAUAUCCAGGAUGCCUGGAGUCUGAGUGAACUACACAUGAAGACAACAACUGAAUGCUCUUAUCUGGAGCAAUCCAUCUCCUUCUUUUACUUGUAUCACAGCAUCUCUGAAGGACGAGCUAUAUAUAUUGGGUAUUUUCCUGCAUCAAGAACAAUAUCUGUUGUGGUGGUUAAUCCUUAUCAAAAUAAAGAUUUGUCACCAUCUUUUCUUGAAAAACAAUUCCGUGAAGCUUGCCAAGCUCUAUCUGUUGAACCACCUCCUCCUAGAAAUGGUGUAAUUUUCAAGGUGGACUAUGUUGGAUAUAUCAAGGAUGCUGAAAAGAUUUUACAAAGAGAAAUAAAUGAGUACAGACAUGAACAUCACGGACCUACAAUUGCUGUUAUUGAAUGCCCAAAUGCUCAAUCAAUGAAGUCAGGUAUACGAGCUCUAGAUGAUUUCCCAUGUGUGACCAUUCCUUCCAAUGCUCGCGAUAGUCACUAUCAGGUUCUUGGGUGGCAGCAAGUGGCUGCGAAAAUUGGAAUGCAACGUUGUGCUGCAUCGUCCCAGUGGUUGAAUGACAGAAUCUCUCUGUCAAGAUAUGCCCAUGUACCAGUGGGGAAUUUUGAACUUGAUUGGCUUGUAUUUACAGCAGAUCUCUUCUUUUCAAGAGCACUACGUGAUCAACAACAGGUACUUUGGAUAUCUGAUGAUGGUGUUCCAGAUCUAGGUGGCAUUAAUGAGGAAGAUACCUGUUUUGCUGAUGAGGUCCAUCAACCUGUUCUUACAUACCCUGGUGCAUAUAGAAAAAUAACAGUGGAGCUAAAGAUUCAUCACCUGGCUGUAAAUGCUCUUUUGAAAAGCAACCAAGUGAAUGAAAUGGAAGGAGGUGCUUUGCUAGGAUAUGACCAGGACAUGCAUUCUGGAGCACCUGUUCAGAAUGAACAUGUUGGCUUUGAUGAGGAUACCGCAUGUGCACCUGCAUUUCGUGUCCUAAAACAGUUGAUCCAAAGGUGCCUUGCAGAUGCAGUCACGUUUGGAAAUGUAUAUGCUGAUGCAAUAUUGCAACAUCUAUAUCGAUGGCUCUGCAGCCCUGAAUCAAAACUUCAUGACCCAGCUCUUCACCGCAUACUUCACAAGGUGAUGCAAAAGGUGUUUGCAUUAUUGUUGGCCGAGUUUCGGAAAUUGGGUGCCACAAUUAUUUUUGCAAACUUCUCAAAGGUUAUUAUAGACACAGGCAAAUUUGAUCUCUCUGCUGCCAAAGCUUACUGUGAUAGCUUGCUUAAAACUCUGCAAAAGAGAGACUUGUUUGAGUGGAUUGAGCUUGAGCCAAUGAACUUCUGGCAUUCUUUGCUUUUCAUGGAUCAGUAUAACUAUGGUGGAAUUCCGGCCAAAGCUGAUGAUAUUGUACCUGAUGAAUCUCAAGUGGAUAUUGUGUCAAGCUGGAAUAUUGCUGAAUACUUACCCAAGAAAAUUCAGGAUCAUUUUGUUUUUAUCGUCUCUCAGUUUAUGUAUAUUCCCUGGAGUUAUGCACAAAAGCAAGCUGCAAUUAGAGCCUCUUUGCAGGAUGGCAACUUGUCUACUCCGUCAGUGACUGUUGCAGGUGCUGAGAAUUUUGAGUCACAUAUGACAGAAUAUCUAAAAGGGCAGAUCAGCUCUUACUUCACAGACAAACUUUUGGGUAUUGUUCGUGAUACCAUUCUUCAUAUGAAGGGGAUGAGCAAAACUGAAAAUGACCAAAACUUAUCUUCUGGGCUCCCACAAUUUGCUGAUAAAACCCACAAAGGGGAUGCUGCGCUUGAGUUCAUUAAGCAUGUGUGCGCUGUUCUGGCCCUAGACCAAAAUGUUCAACAUGAUGUUCUGGUGAUGAGAAAGAAUCUUUUAAAAUUUGUGCGUGUGAGGGAGUUUGCUCCAGAAGCUGAGUUUCAUGAUCCUUGCCCAUCCUUCAAUUUAUCAAAUGUCAUUUGCAGCUACUGCAAUGACUGCAGAGAACUGGACUUAUGCCGUGACACAGCUCUACUGGCUCAGGAGUGGCGCUGUGCUGUGCCACAAUGUGGCCAACCUUACGAUCGUGAGGUCAUGGAGAACGCUCUUCUUCAAAUCGUACGGCAGAGAGAACGUCUCUACCACUUGCAGGACCUGGUGUGUCUUAGGUGCAAUCAGGUGAAGGCUGCACAUUUAGCUGAGCAAUGUGCUUGUGCAGGCCCAUUUAAGUGCAAGGAAGAUUUGACUGAAUUCCGGAGUAAGAUGCAGAUUUUCUUGAAGAUAGCUAUUCAUCAGAAAUUUCAACUUCUCCAGGAGUGUACCUCAUGGAUUUUAGAACUUCAAUGACUAUUAACCUAUAGUCUCCUAUAAAUUCAAUUGGAUGAGUGACCAAUGUGGGCAGUUAUUAAAAGAUGCCUGAAAUUGGUGAGCUUAAAUUAUAAUGUUAGGGUUGAAGCUAUUGUAGUUGAAGGGAAAAAUAAAUGAGGUUAGGGAAUUGUAUUGCUACUCAUGACAUAGGCUCAGGUAUUGGUUCCUCAAUGGGUAGAUGUUGCUAUAGUUAUGCUAGGCAGGGUCUUCCAUGGAUUGGUCCCCAUCUCUCUUUUUCGCUUUAGUAAAACUCAUGACUUACAUUUUCUAUCCCCACUUUUCCGGGGGUGGGGGGGAUUGGGGUUGGCACAAGAUCUUUGGUUAAACGAUGUAUUACAAUUUUUUUUUUCUUUUAUUUGUAGAUUGUGUAUAAUGUGUUAUAUCAGAAACUUGUAUAUAACUUUGAAAUGAUUCAUUCAAUCAAUGAAAUAUAAUUUGUAUUCAGUGUACAA
Quercus robur (English oak) is the source of this 7200-nucleotide messenger RNA. RefSeq names its product DNA polymerase epsilon catalytic subunit A-like. The transcript has 41 exons. Gene Ontology annotation, biological process: leading strand elongation; base-excision repair, gap-filling; mitotic cell cycle. The coding region runs from base 107 to 6727 and encodes 2206 amino acids. NCBI's taxonomy places the organism in Eukaryota, Viridiplantae, Streptophyta, Magnoliopsida, Fagales, Fagaceae. Gene Ontology annotation, molecular function: DNA-directed DNA polymerase activity; zinc ion binding; DNA binding. Gene Ontology annotation, cellular component: nucleus; epsilon DNA polymerase complex. The record is from RefSeq and is a predicted model, not a curated record.